AUGCUAGUCCAUAACAAACGACGGAUGAAUUUCCAAACAGAUAGCGCUCAGUUGGUGAAGAUGGUGUCCAAACCUGCAGAGUGGCCAGCUUUUGCGAUCUUGCUUGAAGAAGUGGAGCAUUGUAGAGGGAUGUUCCAGGCGUUCUCCCUCACAUACAUUCCCAGAACGAAGAACACAAGGGCAGACAAGCUAGCACGGAGUGCUCGAGCUCAGCCCCAUGAUGUGUAUUACAUAAACUCAGUUCCCCGGAUUCCGCUUCCCGGACCGGUAUAG
Microthlaspi erraticum is the source of this 273-nucleotide messenger RNA. Lineage: Eukaryota; Viridiplantae; Streptophyta; Magnoliopsida; Brassicales; Brassicaceae. The record is from the annotation of a GenBank genome assembly.